AUGGACCUGCCCCGGGUGGCUCCCUGCGUACCGGGUCUGGCUGCCCUAAAAGCCGACGGUGACGACCGGUACGUGGGAACGCUUCAAGCCCAGGCCGGCCCCAUGCGGGUAAACCUUUCCGGCACUCUCAAGGUAGUCUCUCAGGAUGCCGACCAGGGCGAGGCCCAGUUCCUGUUAGAGGCCGCUGACCGCCGCAUCGGCGGGUCGGUCAAAACCACCAUGACCCUCCAGUUAACCCCCACCACCGACGGUCAAACCGAACUUACCAUCGCCACCGACACCGCCUUCAUGGGCGCCCUGGGCACCCUGGGCCAACCAAUAAUCCGCCGCAAAGCCGCCGCCACCGUAGAAGAGUUUGCCAGGAAUUUGGCGGGGUUGGUGGGGAACGGGGGGUAG
Messenger RNA from Geodia barretti, 396 nucleotides. Lineage: Eukaryota; Metazoa; Porifera; Demospongiae; Tetractinellida; Geodiidae. The record is from the annotation of a GenBank genome assembly.